This is a messenger RNA of Phascolarctos cinereus (koala), 1195 nucleotides long. RefSeq names its product Lck interacting transmembrane adaptor 1 (gene LIME1). Gene Ontology annotation, biological process: B cell receptor signaling pathway; T cell receptor signaling pathway. The record is from RefSeq and is a predicted model, not a curated record. NCBI's taxonomy places the organism in Eukaryota, Metazoa, Chordata, Mammalia, Diprotodontia, Phascolarctidae. Gene Ontology annotation, cellular component: B cell receptor complex. Gene Ontology annotation, molecular function: protein kinase binding.
CUACACAUGGUUGGGUGGGGAGAUGUGCUAAGCACGGGCCAGGAAAUGAGCCCGUGGUGCUAAGGGUGGGGGCUGAACAAAGCAGCCACCACUUUAGAAGACAUGGUGGAACUGUCCGGAGGCUGGCUGGUGGGUCCAGAGCCUCCAUCCAGCAGCGUGAAGACGAAGAUACCCUAGCAGCAGCAGAAGCAGCACCAGUGAUUGAGGAACCUGAAUAUAAAGACCGGUCAAGUUUGCCUGAAAGCCAGAAUACAACAGCUCCCUGCAUGGCAGUGAUUCAGACUGUCCCCAAGCCCCAAUCCCCUCCAGCCCUUUGGAUCCUGAGCUUCCUGGCCUUGAUACUUAUGCUUUGUGCCUUGUGUACCACCUGUCACAGGAAGGGUAAAAGAAGGCAGCAGUCUGGGCUGAAGCUAGUGGAUGUGUCAUUACUGAGACAGACCCAGCUUCGUUCACUCAGCAAGUCAGACUCCAGACUGCAUGAACUCAACCAGGGCCCUAGGAACAGUAAAGCCCAGCGUCCUAUCAGCAGUGACCUCCUAUACACACGGUGGCCAGGAGGGAUCAGGGCUGAUGUUCAGAUGACCACAGUGCCUUCUGUCUUUAUUCACCGUGAGUUGCCCCAGCCCCCACUUGCUUCAGACUCCUUGGCCCUUGAGUCCACGUAUUCCAAUGUGAGGCUGGCAGCUGCCCCAAGAGCUCCCCCCAUGACGCAAAGGGGAGAGGAACAGCUGAGUAUUUCAGAGAAGUUGGUAAUAGCAGAGUAUGCCUGUGUACAGAGGAACAAGACAGGGGCUGAGGUGGGACCCAGCAUGACAGGUCCCAAUGAUUCAAUCCCUGGGGAGAGAGGAACCCUGCAACCUGGAAAAGCAGCUGAGGUGGAGGUUCUGUAUUCAAAGAUCAGCAGGGUAGGCCGGAAACCCUUGGAGCCCACCUGGAACAGCGCUCUCUGUAACCAGCUGGACAGAAAUACUCAAAUCCUCCUAGUGGAGACUGCAAAUGAACAGAGCCUGAGUCCGUCCACAAACCCCUCCUACAGGACUAGCAGUCCCACCUGGGGCAGGGAUACAGAAAAUGGGCCCACUGAGAAUUUUUAUGAGAGCAUCAGUGAGAUGGAGGGGCUUGGUAGGGCACAGACUCAUAAGCCCUCUGAAGAUUUAUGAAAAUGGGGGGGGGAAAUAAAGGCAAAAGGAGUCCA